This is a messenger RNA of Actinia tenebrosa (Australian red waratah sea anemone), 7793 nucleotides long. RefSeq names its product rho GTPase-activating protein 21-A. Gene Ontology annotation, molecular function: phospholipid binding; protein binding. Lineage: Eukaryota; Metazoa; Cnidaria; Anthozoa; Actiniaria; Actiniidae. The record is from RefSeq and is a predicted model, not a curated record. Gene Ontology annotation, biological process: signal transduction.
CAUGUUGAGCUUGCUGAGAGACUUUCAGUGAAUACGACAAGCACGGUUUCAGAUUUUACGCUAUUACUUUCACAAUUCUGUUCUUUAUUCGUCAGAAUCCACGCUUUCUGUCAAAAAAGGCAUACAUCUAGGGAACAAUGCUGACUACACUGUCUGCCUUGGUCUGACGGAGCAACAUUUGCCGUCGAAGUAUUCGGAAUUUGAAGCCUUAGCGGCGGAAUGUUAUUUGUGAGCAGCGAUUUGCCAUUUUAACUCGCAUCGGACACUGAGGUCUUAGGGCGUUCAGCCAACGGGUUUUCUACGAACAGGACGUUUGAGAAAUCACAGUCAGCUAGGAGUAUGUAGAAGCUGUUUCGUCUGAAGCUAACGGAAGAUCGUUUCAGUGGCAAAACAAUCCAAUUUACGAAUAGACGUGGGUCGCUCUCAUGGUCAUCAAGUUGGACACGAGUCGCCACUACUACUACAGAUCUACUUUCAAAGCUCAUGUCUUGUUGAUAAAACUCACGUUUUAAGCCUGGAUUCGUCGUCAUAUUUAUUGUUUUGAUUUGCCUUGGGGUGAUAGAGAUAUUGACUGAACAUAACGUCGGUCAAUUGAGGAUUUAAAGUUAGUCCCGACCGUGGAAUUGCAUUAAGGGUCUAAUCGAAGCUGUGCUGCGAAAUGGGCUGAAGAAUUGGCCUGUAGAUAUUAUCUGUUGUUGUGGAAUUUAUGGCUAAUAGUAAAGGAACGACUGAGGAAGUUCAGCUGGUUACAGCAGAUUCCACUGAUGGCCAUAAAAAACCCAUCGCAGCUAAUACUGUGGUUCUGAGGCGUGUUGAUAAUAGUUUUGGCUUUACCUUGAGACACUUUGUUGUUUAUCCUCCUGAAGUCAUCAAAUCUAGGAGCCCGAAUGAGGUUGGCAGUGAACACAAAAGACCUCAUCCAAUUGACACUGUGUUUGUUCGACAAGUAUCUCCAGGUGGACCAGCAGAUAAAGCAGGGCUUUCAUCAGGUGACCAAGUUGUAUCUGUAAAUGGCUUACAAGUUGUUAAUAAAUCCUAUCAUCAAGUCAUUGAAAUGAUCCAAAAAAGUCAAGAUUCGGUUGAGCUUGGUAUUGUACCCAAAGAAGAGUGUGUAUUACAGAUGGUGAGCCCAGUGAUAUCAGAAAGUCCACCUUCGAAGUCAAUACAUCCCCCUCCAACCAAAACAAAACCAAACCGAGACAAGACUGAGCAAACUAAUGUAAUGUCUACCAUUACGAUAGCCUCUACCCCACCCUCCGACAGUCACUUGAAGAACUCAUCAUUAACGGUCAAUCUGUCCAACAAACCAGUAGAUACUCCAGCACAGCCCAUAGUAACUAGGAGGAGCUCAAUUGACAAAACGGCUCAGGGAAAUAGGGCCUAUGUUGUCUCGUCAUCUAAUAAGGAGGAUGAGAUGAAUAACAACUCUAACAGUACCGUACAAAAAGGGACUGGGAGUCAUGGUAGUCAUGGCAACAGUCCUAACCAGUUCGGUGGGGGUACUUACUUCUUUGCUGCUACAGACUCCACUGGAAAACCAAGAGCACUGCAUUUCCAGCGAGGAUCUAAUGUUGGUGAUUCCCUGACUGUUGUAGAAAGGACCAAAACACGGUCUAGAUCUCUGCCUGCUGUAGAGAUGGAAGGAAUUCAGAGCUGGGAGGAGCGCCGAAGACGACAACAAAACCUAUCGCAUCAAAAUGGACCACAAAUAUCGAUUAACCAAAAUUCGCUUCAAAUAAAUAUUGGUGAACCCCAAGGAAAGACACCAGUCUCGAAUGGAAUACCACAUUAUGUUGUAUCUUCUCCGAGAAUAGUUGCAUCAGACGGCCCUUCCACUGUUAAUGUUAGUACUAAUUCUGAGUUCAUGUCCAGGCAGCCCGUAGCUAGAGAACCUAGAAAGACAAGUAAUGAAGAAUCAACGUCGUAUCUUGUUCGAACGAUCGCGUCACAUGUUAAUCAUGACCGAUCAGGGGGGCUUCAGACCUCGACUAUGGGUGCUACGUUACUCGAGAGUAGGCCAGAACCUAUGGAGUCCAUCUAUAGUGGUUCAAACGUGGAUGAAUAUUCUGAUGGACCACACCCUCCAAAGCACCCUCGUCACUCCAAUUCAGACAACCCCCCUUAUGUAGUUUCAAGUGAAGUGUCGGUUUUCCCCAAUCAAGCCAACAAUGAAGAAAUCCAGUUAUCGAUCUCUAAUGAAUCGGGAGAUCAUUUCUCAAUCAGCCAGAACCAACUAACCUUUGAGGACAGAAGAGCUAAGCAAGAGGGUACUAGUCCUAGGCAGCGAAGAACGUCUUAUUUAAUGGCGACCAGUGCGUCCGGGAAGGCUCCAGUGUCCAAGCCCUUGUCAGCAACACAUGGUAUACCCAAGAAAACUCCCACUUUGUCGUCUGCAUUGUCGUCAGGUUUUAUGACCCCCAUGAUGGUACACGUAUCAUCUGGGACAGAAAUCUGUGAAGAUACUCCAAAGGGACAGGGACAGGGAUUACCUAUAGAUGAAGAUGACGAUGAGAUCUUUGUAGAGGGUGAUACUGGUACAGACGAUUCCCUUGCUCCUCGCAUCGGGAGAAGAAUUUCCUACGUGAUGGCUACCUCUUCUCCGUCGACUUCUAAGACACCGCACAUUACAUUAGAAGAAAUGAAAGAAGAAGGCGAGGAUGAGCAUCAUAUGGAAGCUGUACCAGGAAUGAUGGAGACCAUCAAAGAAGGGUUUUUGUGGAAAAAGCUGGUAGUGGGUGGCGGUGGUAAGAGAUCAAGUGUGCGCUCGUGGAAACCUGUGUACGUUGUCUUAAGGGGACACGUAUUAUACUUCUACAAGGACAGAGAAGCAGCUCGUCUCACGAAAAUGGGGGAUGGAGGAGACGAUCAACAGCCUAUAAGUAUUAAGUCCAGUAUUGUAGACAUCGCUCAUGACUACACCAAAAGGAAAAAUGUCUUUCGAAUGACUCUAUUCAAUGGAUGUGAAUAUCUUUUUCAGUGUGAAGACCGUUCUUCCAUGAUGAAGUGGAUAGAAGCAAUUCAAGCCAACAACAACCCUGAUGAUGAUGAGUCUGGAGUAACGAGCCAAAGUCUUAUCAUUCGCCGAAUGAGGAAUGUGGAACAGGAAUCUACGGGGACCACACAUAAUACCUCACACAAGCUCACACCUGCCGGCAGUAGUGCUAAGAUGCCGAACUUCUCGAACCUCAAGAAAAGUUUAUCAUUCAAGAAUAUAUCUGGUAUACAAAAAGGGGAAAGUAAUAAAAAUAACCAAUGGCACAAGAAGAAACGAAAGAAGCAAUCACCAAAUAUCACUAAUUUUGUCCCGGGUCAUUCCAUAGGUGUGCCUCUUGAAUUAUGUCCAUGCUCCAAAGUCAAUAAGUGUGUUCCUAUUUUGGUAGAACAUUGUUGUGAAGUGGUGGAUCUUAAAGGCCUUGAUAAUGUUGGUGUUUACAGAGUUCCUGGAAACUCUGCAGCGGUGUCCUUACUACACGAUGAAAUCAACACCAGGGGAGCUGAAAAUAUUAACUUUGAGGAAGAGAAAUGGCACGACGUGAACAACAUUACCAGUUUGCUCAAGCAGUUUCUACGAAAACUCCCCGAAGGAUUGAUAACCGCAGAACUGUACGAACCGUUUAUCGAGGCUAAUAAGAAAGAAGACCCUGUGGAACGUAUGUGGGCACUCAAAUGUCUGAUCAACGAUUUACCAGAGCACAACUACGAGACCCUGAAAUAUCUAUUGGCGCACUUGAAGAGAGUUUCAGACAACACAGAGAAGAAUAAGAUGGAGGCUCGUAACUUAGCCAUCGUGUUUGGACCUACCCUGGUACGAACAGGAGAAGAUACCAUGAUAUCCAUGGUCAAAGACAUGUCAGAUCAGUGUCGUAUUGUGGAGACUCUACUGACUCAUAAUGAAUGGUUUUUUGAAGAAGGCGGUGAUGGUGAUGAUCCUCCCCCCAAGCCUCCAGUAAAUGAAGAAGGACAAGAACACUUUGUUUCGAUGAGUGUACUAUCUUCUCUUGGUCAAGCAGCCGGAAACUUCGUAGAUGAUGGAAAUAUGAAAUCCAAGUCUGGUGGACUGGCUCAUAUAUCAUUACAUAUUCCCAAGUUCCGCGGCAAACACAAAAGUGAGUCCCACGACAGUUCUUCUCCUGAGGCUCUCACCUCUGAUGGUAGCGUAUCACCAACUUUAGAUAGAGUACCGCCAAGAAUCUCAGGCACAGGGUCUUGCCCUGGUUCACCAACACAAGAGCGCCAUAAAUUUGCAGCGAAAAAGAGUGCAGAUCUCUCGUCGUUAUCAACAGGUUCAAUGGCUAAUGUCAUUGAAGUGGUCGAUGCGGACUCCAAGUCCAGAGGUACUUCAUCCUUAAAGGCUUACUCUUAUGCCCGUCCCCCUCCCCCCUCGUACCGAAAAGUUGGUCCUCAGAGAAUGCCAGCGAGCCCUUCAGGAGAUCAUCAUCAGGACCCUGUACCAAUUUACGUUACAUUUGGUCAUCCCGGAGUUGAAUCGAAUGAGACAACGAACAAGGCAGAGAUGGAGGUGGCGCAAGACAUGGAUAAUACUGGUCAUCCGUCUAGACCAACAUUCGCUUCUUUGAGCGAAGAAACGAGAUUACGGCUCCUCAAGGUGAGCCUGCAACAAAAAGCACUGGAAAAGAGGCGUCAAUCUGAGGGGAAUGUAGGGGUAACUCACUUUCAAGCCGAUGUGAACGAGGAACUACCCCACGAAUCAUUACUUGCCCCACCCAAGAAUACCGACCAUGACGUGUCAGACAGCACCGAGCAUUUAAGCAGCAGUAACACAAGUCGCAGUAGCAGUAGUCCAAGUAGUAAAACCGCAUCUUUGGAUUCCCUACACCUUCCAUCGGGUUCACCGAGUGAUGGAGAUGGGCGCAAGAACAUAGGAUCUUAUCCGGGUACUCGAGUUACUUCUAGUGGUGGUUGGAAGGCGUCUCUGUCGUCACCCCAUCUUUCCACACCACCUGUCAACACACAGUCUGUUGAUUCCACUGCUACAAGUCAAACGUCAAAAACCUCUUGUGAAACUGUAGUAACGAUAGUUCAAGGUAAAGGAGUCGUAUCCAACAAUAGUGAGGCAAAACGGCGCCCUUCAAGCUCGGAUAUCCGAGCCAGAAGAAACACCGCAGAGGGUCUGCGCGUUAGGCCAACAAUGCAGUCUGAGAGCAGCGAUUCUUCUAGUGAAGAUGAAGGAGACUUGGCUCUCAGUAUGUCCAAGACGUUCGACGAAAAGUUGCGGAUAUUACUCGACUUGGAUUAUUCGUUCAAAGGACAGAGUCAAAAGAAAGCAGAAGAGGAGGACUCAUCUUCUGUGAGUAGUGAGCGCCCGAGAAAGAUAUCCACUGAGAAACAGCUUCGUCAGUCAGACGAACGUUCUGAUCGAGAAUCAUAUGAAGACGUGCGCGGAAGCAACUCUAGCCUCGCUUUAUCAACCCCUGAAAGAAGGUCUUCUACGGAGAACAGACAUUCCGAACCACGUCGGUUCUCUUCAGAUUCCACGCACGUGCAGGGUAGCGAGACGCGGACUUCAAUCCAGAUCGAAACGAAGCAAAGAAAAGGUAGCGCAGAAAAAGUUAUUCCAAUGAAAUCACCAUCGCGCAAUGCUGAUAGACGCCCUUCAUCGACACAAGAAACCACAAAGACUGUCAUCAGCGUUGGAAACACCAAGGGUGACAAGAGGCAGGACAAAGUAUUGCCAAGCGAGCGAGUAUCUAAAAUGGGUCGAGUCCAAACCGCAACACCUGUGGCUCUCAAAGAAUUUAAAAUCAAUGGUUCUAAAUUCAAGAAGGACCAGCGUAGUGUUGGGAGAAGAGAAGUGUAUUCUACGCCAAACCAAAGUGCUCGUGUAGAUUCUGGUCUUUCAAAACGAGUUGUGCAUAAGGAUUCCCCUAUUGUGAAGGCGAGAACGGAAGAAAGCUCAAUCACGAUAAACCAAAGCCCAAGGAACUCUAUAGGGAGCAGUCGAGGAUCAUUCUCUGACAGCCCUCGUAGUUCUGUGACUGAUUCUAGCCCCAGAAACUCGCGAUCUGAGGUAAACAUUAAUCUAUCGAGGUCUCCAAAGCCGGCAGGUCCAGCAGAAAAGGCACCAGGAAAAUACGCAGCAAUGGCAGCAAGGAGUCAUGUACCGCCAAAAGUGAUGAACCGUGAGCCCGCCGCGCCAAAACCCAAAACAUACCCUAAUCGAGACAAUUCUGGACGAGCUAUAUUACCAUCCAGAACGAGGCAUGGGGGUACAUCUAAAGAACCCACAAGGGAAAAGCACGCUCACAAGUUGGAAACUAACGCACAACACAUUGCCGAACUCUUAGAAGAAAUGCACAGUGAACGCUACCUCAAAAUGACGCGUCAGCGGUCUGAUAUAUCUGGUCAAGCGCAGAAAGCUGCUGCUCAGAGAUCGGCCUCGCGCAGACGCAGAAGGUCGCUUGGAGACGAAAAUAAUGAAAUGCAAAAACAAUUAGAACCUAACGAAAAACUUUAUUCCGGAAGAGUAUAAAUUAACAGCUGUGGUAACUGAAGGACGAUAAGUUGGGAAGCAGACUUUAGAGGGUUUUUACCAGGUGUGUACAUCAGGCUAAAAAAUAUUACAAAUAUAUUUUUUUAGUGUUUGCGCAAUUGUUCAAAAAUCUGCAACAAUUUGGGCUUGUUCUAAGAUCAACCCCAAAUUUGUCUGUUUUCUUAGUGUGCGUUGUUAAAAAAUACAGUGUUUUCAGUAUCGUCUUUUAGUGAUCUUUACUGAACUUAUAUAUUUGAACUUCAGAAUGUGAAUAGUAUAUUUUUGUGGCCGUAAUUUAAUCACGUGCAGAAAUUUUGAGAGAUUGUCAGUCCGCAGAAAACUACAUAAGGGUUAUCUCUGCUAUUUUCUAUAAACUAUUUUUUGACGCAGUUUCUAUCUUGAAAAUAGUUCUAUAAUCUGCUUCUAUUGUAGAGUAAAAAGGAGUUAAACGUAGAGUUCACUGCUAAAAAAAUAUGCUAAAAAUUAAAAGAGCAAUCAUCUGGCUUCCUGUAUUUUUUUUGAUUCAUUGAAUAACUGUAGAUAAGAUUAAGAUGCUCUUUUAAUUUUUGGUGUUUAUUUAGGAGUGUAUUUAGUUUAAAGUUGACUUGUGACGAGGCCCAAAACAUUCCUGGUCACCUGAUGAAUAUCUAGAUUUACUCCAGAAUAUUUGUCAGGUAGUCUAAAAUUGGACCUUUUUUGACUUUGACAAACAAGGUGCAUUGUGGUCUACCUUGGAUACAGACAACACCAUAUAAGGUAUGACGGACGAAAGGUGUUCGUACUCAAGCUAGACAACGAUGCAUCAUGUUUGCAAACUUAGGAAGGGUCUGCUAAUUAGACUGAAUAAGAAUCAGUUGCGCAUGUUCUACCAUAUUGGUUUUAAUGUGAUAUCUUGGCCGCCAUGUUGGAUGAAUACGGAUUUCAUGAUGUGUCGUCCAACAAGUCUUCCAUGGAUGGUUGAAUUUCUCAGUGUCUAAGCAAUAGUUCUCAGUAAAAAGUCAUGCUUUAGAACUAGAAAAUCAGCACAUGAAAACAAACGAGCUUAUAAAAUCAAUGUAAAAUCCAGCUUGUCCCAAAAAAAUGUCUUUUUAUCCGAUAAAUCUUUUUUUACUUUUCUACUAUAAAGAAUUUCUAUAACCUUUAGAUAUUGGCUUUAUAUUACGAGUCUCUUCUUAUUAUACUGUAGUCUAUGUAUUUAUGUUCUACGUGUCUGUCUAUACUAAUACUCCAUUUUUUGGAGUGAGCUUAUAAGUAUCUUCAGAGCUCGAAGACCUAGGGGGAAAGAGUAAGCUUAUUAUUUUUU